CAGAGAUUCGUAUUCGUAUCGGAAUAGGCGUCUUCCCCUCUUACUUUAUCUCUCUCGCCUCCGCCCCCCUGGUCGCGUCGGCCCGCUCUCCCAGUCCUCGCUUCCUCGACGGCGCGCACCACGACUCCCCCCUCCUGCUCUAGGCGGCGGCUCCGUCACCGUCUCCAUUGCGCCGUCCCCCACGGACAUAGGCGUAUGGCAAAGAGAAAGAGGCGCUCAAAGGAGCAGCCAAAUGGAUACAAGGUCAAAAGAAAGAGAUCAAAGCUUCAGUUGAGCGACCUACCUAUGGAUAUAUUGUGCAAUAUCACAUCACGAUUGCGAAUGAAAGAGGAUGCAAGGUUAAGCGUACUAUCAAACCAAUGGAAAGAUGUUUGGUGUUCUCGCACAAACUUCGAGUUUUCUUAUGAAUCAAUGAUGCCAUGGUACUACAGUUUAAGACCUCAGACCAACCAUACACAAGAUUUUUGUGAGAGUCGACACAGUAAUAAAACAGCACUCUGGUGUAUGGGUUGAGAAAAUGGAAGUUGUUUACACAUCACUAAGCAAUGAACAUGCAGAUCACAUAGAUGAAUGGCUGAAGUUUUCUAUCGCAUCAAAGACAAAGCAGCUUAUUCUUGAUUUGACAACUUACUCUCCUCGAAGGGAACUUAUAAAGGAACGAUAUAAGUUCCCUUUCCAUUUUUUCAAUGAUACUAAUAAUUCCCACUUGCAUUCUCUGAAACUCAGCUUUGUUUCUCUAAAUAAGGCUGCAAACUUCGAGGCUUUUCAAAACCUUAAGAAGCUUGAGUUAGUAGAUGUGAAUAUUACUGAUGAAGAACUUCAUCUUCUGUUAUCAAACUGCAUUGUGUUGGAGUUUCUCUGUAUUUCCAACCUUGAAACGCUUAGAAGCUUAAGGACGCCUUAUCUUUCAAAGCACUUUAAGCAUUUGCUAGUCCGUUGCUGCCCCUUGCUUCAGGAGAUAGAGUUAAAUUCUGGCUUGACAACACUUGAAUAUGAAGGUCCGUUGAUCCUGUUAGCACCUCCUGGAACAUUGACACAUUUAUCUGUAAGGUCAUCAGAUAUUUCAUCAGCUCUUGUAUAUAUCUCCACUGAACUGCCAAGUACUCUGCCUCGACUUGAGAUGCUGACUCUAAGAUGUGAAGAAUUUGAGAAAGCUACUUUGCCGGAAAUAUGUCCCAGAUUUAUUUAUCUAAGGCAUCUGAGAUUGGAAAUAACCUUUUCCUCUCUGAGAAAAAGGAACGCCGAUGUCUUUGACUUCACCCCCCUCUUAGAGGCUGCUCCUUCCAUGGAAAAGCUGGAGCUUCAUAUGUGGAUGGACUGUCCUCGUAUGCGGUAUCGCAAGCAUCAGGGUGAGCUAAGGAGCCUUCCUCCAAACCCUCACUCCCAUCUCAAGUUGGUGAACAUUACAGGGUUUUAUGGUCAGAAAGAUCAACUGGAGUUGGUACUUCAUAUUCUCAGGAACUCUAUCGUGCUCGAGGCCAUGAACAUAGACCCAAAGCCAAUGGUAGCUGCUGACUAUAUGUAUUUGUCAUCAGAACACGGCCGUUCUUUUGUAGAAGGCUAUAAGGUCGCCAAGAAGUAUCUCCGCAAAGCAGACCACCGUGGUGUUGUUGAUCUUAUCAAAGUUCGGCGAAGGCAUCUUGAGAAUGCUGCAGCCUACCAUCUAGUUGAUCCAAUUUGGAUCAAGUUGUUGUCAACAGUGGAAACUGAUCCAUACCGUAGGCUUAAUGCCCCUUGUUGACACCAUCAGAUGCACCGUUGAUUUUGCUCAGCUGUCUUUCGGUUUCUUUAGUUUCCAUGGAACGACCUAUUUAUUCCCAUCAUUUGAGUUAUCUCUUCUCAUAUUAA
This is a messenger RNA of Brachypodium distachyon (stiff brome), 1848 nucleotides long. RefSeq lists its product as uncharacterized. NCBI's taxonomy places the organism in Eukaryota, Viridiplantae, Streptophyta, Magnoliopsida, Poales, Poaceae. The transcript is spliced from 5 exons. The record is from RefSeq and is a predicted model, not a curated record. Bases 518 to 1741 code for a protein of 407 amino acids.